AUGUUUUCAUCCACAGCUCUCUUUGCUGAAAUAAACUGCCCCUUUGAAUGGGGACGAUGCAAGCGACCUUAUUGCAUGUACAGUCACGGCAAAGACAAUACGGAGACAGAUCUUGGAGAUCUCAAAGUCACUCCUGCCAUUGGAGGCUCCCAUAACACAGACAACCAUGCUUGUCUUGAGGAAUUGGAUAGGAUCAACAAAGAAAUAGAGGCAGUGAGGAGUGAGGUGGAGAAAGAACAAAAAAGACUGUCUCAAUAUCAGUCAUCACAGUCACUUGUACAUACAGAGGGUGCAGAUGUUUGCUCUGAGAAAUAUUUAAAAAUCACCAACAGUCAGGCUGAAGACCAGAAUGGAAACCUCUUGAGACGUACAAAACCUACUUCCUCAACCAAUGUCCGUAAGUAUGUGGUUGAUCGUGCCAGACCCAAGACUGAUUUGGAAUAUGACCCGUGUUCCAAUUUCUCUGCAGACUUGCUAUCUGGCAGCUCAGUAGAAUGUAAGCUUAGGUCAACAGAUAAAGUAGAUAUUGAACAUGGCUUCAAGAGUAAUGGAACAGGACAAAAUGUUCAGCCUCUUUCCUCUCAUUUUGAUGACUCAGAUGAUGAGAGGAUCUUGGUCAUUGACAUCGCACCUUCAGAGAAAAGUCAGGGAAAACGUAGAGCUAAACAGAAAGGAAAGACAAUAAUUAAACCACUGCAUUCAUCUGAGGGGAAUCAUUCAAUUGAUAAUUCUCUUUUUGAAAAUGACAAAACAAAACCCUGGCAGCAACAGGAAAGGUUGUCUUCUGAAGGGUCCCGAAUUUGUGAUAUUAUAAAUGUUGUGGACCAGGAGGAAGAGAGGACCUCAGGAAAACCUUUGACAAUCACACUUGAACAAGAGUCCUCUGAGGGGGAACUGGUCAUUGAUGUGUCACCUUUAGAAGAUGAACAUACACUUUCAAAGCAAUGUGGAACCAUAACCAAAGAACUACUGGAUUCAUCCAAAUUAUUCCCUAUUAGUGAGACCUCAGCUGAGGAUAGUAAAGAGGCCAAGAAAGGGCCCUCACAUAAACGAGUAACAAUUGUAAGGCAAACCAAAGCUUUUCUGGAGGAUUCCACAGAAAAACCUGUGGCUAAACUGAAUAUCUCCACAAAUAUCGAAACAUUUGUCAUGCAUAGGGAGGAAAAGGCACAGAAUAUUGAGAAUGUCCUGGAUGACAUUUCCACAUGUCUAGACAAUCUGAGAAGUGAGAGUGAGAGGAUCAAAUGCAUUCAAGAUAUUAAACUACUCCCUGUUACUUCUGUCCAAGGGGAGGAAGAUACUUCCUCAAAGUCUGCUGCAGGUCUUGUUCAGUAUGCUACUUUUGGGGUAGAACCACAAAUAGACUGCACCUCAAGUUGUGCUCAGAAGGCAGAAACUGCAGCUACUAAAAAUAUCUCACAAGAGCAAGGUUCUUCAUUUCAGCAAUACUCCCCUUUGGUCUCAUCUCAAUCUUUUAUAUCAUCCUUGCAUAAGAAUAAUUUGCUUGGAUGUGGUCCUCACUCUCAAAGCCUGGCUGAGACAUCUUGGUCAACUGUUCAGAAAAGUCCUGUUGAGCCACUUGUUCAGAACAUUCCUGCAUAUAUUUCAGGGAUUGACACUGGAACUGUUCUAUCUGUACCAUCGACUACUCUACCCAAACCAAGAACAGCUAUUGAGUAUGAGCAAAAAGUAUUUACAUCAGAUGCAUCAUUUGUUUCCUGUGAAGCAUCUGUUCACUCACCGACCAUUGCAUCUGAAACGAUGGAAGGGGGUAAUAAUGAAACCAUAGUAAUUGACUCUAGUUCUGAAGAGGAGCUCAGGUACUCGGAUCUAGAUCUCUCUGAAACCGACCCAAUGGAGGAGUGCUACAGAAUCUUUAUGGAAGCCAGCCAAAAGGAAGCUCCUAUGGUCCAAUGUGAAGUGUUAGAGAGCCCAGAAAUUGAGGUAAAGGCCAAUCCACCACCUGUGAUAAAGAAAAGGGUUGCACAUGUGGCAAAGGUUGAGCUGGCCAGCAAAAGCAAAGCACAGAUCAUUGUGCCUCUUCGAGAAGCAGGCUCCCAGUUGACCAUUCCCUCCCGAACUCAAUCAUGCCAAAGGAGAGCAGCCAUUUUAACUGCAGCAAUGAAAGGGUGCCAUUCCCAAGUUAUGAGCAGUGCUCCAAAGAAAGUUUAUACACCCAGUAUCAUUCAUCCAAGUGCUGUGCAAAACUCCUGUGUUAGUGUCAUUCCGGUUGGUGCUACUCUGCAGCUGGGGGCAAACCUGCACCUCAUUGUACCUGAUGGAAAUUGUGCUUUACCUCUGACAUUGAUUCCAACCACCAUGUCCAUCCAACGACCACCACAGCCUUCCCCUCCUAUGCAACUUCCACAAACUAUACAUCCUUCACAGCCACCCAACUACACACCUGCUAAGGUUAACUUUACUCCUGUAUCACUGGGAAUCAAACGAAAGGCAAAAAUACAUCAUGAGGUUGGGGUAAAGGUACCACAUGAUGUUCGGCAGCGUUAUGUGAACCUCUUUGUGGAGGAGUUCAUGAAAACAUCUGUGACGGUGCAAGAUGCGUUUGAGAAGGCUCUAGCAGAAGAAAAAAGUGUUUAUGACCGCAGUAUCAAUAAGCUCAAGUAUCUAAGUGUAGCUGUUAAUGCACUCAAAAGGCUUAAAAGCCAAAGUGUCUUGCCUGCCAAAGAUUCCAGUGAGAGAGAUCAGCAUGUGUCUAGAGGCAAUGUACCACUAAAUACUCAAGCACUUCAGGGACCUGGGGAUUUGACCCUCUAUGAGCAGUUAAAGGAGCAUGUUCUGUCUGAGGACAUGUUGAGAAUGAACAACUACCCUCGUAAACAUCAGGACAAAGCUGACAUUGCCAUCCAGUAUGGAGAUAUGAAGAAGGGAAUAAGUGACCCUUUGAAGAGGAUCUGCUGUCGAUGUGGAGCAACAUUCUCUGUUGACAAAAGUGGAAAGCACACUCGCAGAGAGGAGUGUAACUAUCAUUAUGGAAAAGUCAUCGAGAAUCGAGUGCCAGGAGGUGUCGAGACACGAUACAGUUGUUGUGAGAAUGCAGUUGGGUCACCUGGAUGCCAAGUGUUCAAUCUCCAUGUGCAUGAUGCAGUAAGCCUUCAGGGCUUUAUGAGCACUCUUUCUCAAUCCCCGGUGGGCAAAACAUGUCCAGGAGUCUUUGCAGUUGACACCCAAAUGUGCUACACAACUCAAGGUUUGGAACUAGCAAGAGUGACUGUAGUCAACAGCAGUUUGCAAGUCAUCUUUGACACCUUUGUCAAGCCUGAUAAUGAUGUCAUUGACUAUAACACCAGGUUCUCCGGCAUCAGUGAGGAUGAUGUGAAAGGAACCAGCUUGUGUUUGCGUGAUGUUCAAGCAGUUCUUUUGAGCUUUAUUAAUGCAGACACAAUUCUGAUUGGCCAUGGCUUGGAGAAUGACUUGGCUGCUCUCAAAAUUAUUCACAACUCUGUGAUUGACACCUCUGUGGUGUUUCCGCAUCAUUUGGGUCUGCCACACAAAAAAGAACUUAACAGUCUGACUGCAGACUACCUCAGGAGAAUUAUCCAAGAGAGUGCGGUGGGUCAUGACACAUGUGAGGAUGCCACUGCAUGUAUGGAGCUCAUGCUUUGGAGGGUGAAAGAAGACUCCAAAGUGAAAAGAUGGUGA
Myxocyprinus asiaticus (Chinese sucker) is the source of this 3660-nucleotide messenger RNA. RefSeq lists its product as uncharacterized. The record is from RefSeq and is a predicted model, not a curated record. The transcript is spliced from 16 exons. Gene Ontology annotation, molecular function: nucleic acid binding; exonuclease activity. Bases 1 to 3660 code for a protein of 1219 amino acids. Lineage: Eukaryota; Metazoa; Chordata; Actinopteri; Cypriniformes; Catostomidae. Gene Ontology annotation, cellular component: nucleus.